Molecule: messenger RNA, 3300 nt
Organism: Huiozyma naganishii CBS 8797
Lineage: Eukaryota; Fungi; Ascomycota; Saccharomycetes; Saccharomycetales; Saccharomycetaceae
Exons: 1
Coding region: 1-3300 (1099 amino acids)
Source: RefSeq, a predicted model, not a curated record
AUGAUUUUUAGUUAUUUUGUUUUCGCGCUGUUAUUGUUUUCCAAAGCCUUGGCUACUGUACUCUCGGGCAAUCAAGUGCUGUACAGUAGCACCUGGAUGGGUGAUGCCCUUGACAUCACCAGUGGUUCGAAUGUAAAAUUUUCAAAUGGUGCUUGGCAUUUUUUCUUCAACGAUAUCACAAAUGAUGGUACGUUUUACACCUGUCGUGACCCCUGGGAUCUGCUUGGGCUUGGUAUGACGUUCAGUGUAAAUGGAGGUGAUUUCAUUAAUCGAGGUAAAAUGAUGAUUGACGAUACCAAUUCGAACGUUGGGUUUUAUACUGUGCUGAAUCCUAGCAGGUUUAUGAACUAUGGGUCGCUAUACAUUGCGGGCCACGUCGGCAUCCUUGGUUUUGCGCAACCAAGCCUGCAAAUCAAUUCAAGGACCAUCUAUAAUGGGGGGCUGUUGUUCAUUACACUUGCUGGUGCAACGGAUGCAAAAAUACCGUUCACUUUAGGUACGACUGCAACAACUUUUCAAAAUUAUGGUACCAUUUGUGCCUCUUACUAUACCCUUCAAUUUGGCACUCAGAUUUCUGGUACAGGGUGUGUUGUCGCAUCAACUGCCUCAAAGAUUACAAUUCCUUAUGCGACGGACAAUCAAGUGUUUCGGUUCGAUGACAGUUCUGCUACUCUGACCUUGGGUGAUUACUUUUCAAAUACCAUAAUACUUUCCAAUUUUGGUUCCGGAAAUACUAUUAUUUUCCCAAACUCUAUUAAUGCUGUCGCGUACAAUACUACCACAGGUAUUCUAACUGUGACAAGGUCUGGGUUCCUAAUACCAACACAAAUACAGAAGUUUUCUGUUGGUUUAGGAUACACUGCUUCUAAAUUCCAAUUGGUUAGUGCUGGGGCGGGGCUUUUCCAAAAUCAAGGUGUUCAGUACGCAGGUACUCCUCCCGCAAUUCCAAGACCUGCUCAAUGUAUGGAAUGUGGUACUAAACCCGCUUGUACUUUUGUCACCUCGUUAAUUAGUACAACCAACACGUUCACACAUUCCGAAUUAACAUCUGUACUCACAUCGUCGACUGAAAUAAUCAGCAGCACUAUCUCUUCUGUGAUUUCUACUAGCUCUUCAAAGCCUUUAAUUCCUCCAAUUUCUUCGAUUUCUUCGAUUUCUUCGAUUUCUUCGAUUUCUCGCUAUUUCAACUCUUCUUCUGUCAUGUCAAGUGUGGUAUCUUCAGGACAAUCAAAGAUUGCCUCCAGUGUCGCUUCUUCUCGAAGCAUUAGUGUCACUUCGUUGAGUGCUUCCAGAGGUAGUUCUUUAAGUGCUUCUGAAAUUAGCUCGUUGAGUGCUUCCAGAAUCAGUUCGUUGAGUGCUUCCAGAGGUAGUUCUUUGAGUGCUUCUGAAAUUAGCUCGUUGAGUGCUUCUGAAAUUAGCUCGUUGAGUGCUUCCAGAGGUAGUUCGUUGAGUGCUUCCAGAGGUAGUUCUUUGAGUGCUUCUGAAAUUAGUUCGUUGAGUGCUUCCAAAAUCAGUUCUUUGAGCUCUUUGUCGUCAACUUCAAGUGUCAGCAGCAAAAGUGAGAUGUCCAGUGUGAGUUUAUCCAAAUCAUCCUCAUCAGCGCUCUCAUUUGCAAGUGGAGCGUCAGCGUCUUCCGGGUCUUCUUAUGCUUUGGUUACUUCAGGUUUUUCUGAGUCGUCCGGUUCAUCAAGGUCAGCAUCGUCACUUGAAUUAUCGAGUUCUGAUUCCGGAUACCCUUCGUAUAGUACGAACAGUGCCAAAUCGACAAAAUCCACUGGAAGUGUCGAGGCUAGCUCUAUUACUGGGUCAAGCACUGAAAUCUCCCGUGAUAUCUCUGGUGGGUUAACUUCAGAAUCUGGUUAUUCAACGGCGAAGCAUAGUGGCAGCCAAGAUGAAUCUCUUGUUAGAAAGUCAUCAACAGAAGUAAGCUUUACUUCACAAACGGCGGCCCCUUCAUCUCGUGUGUUUCUGAAUUCCACACGCAGUGGAGCGUCCUUCGAAAAUUCUGUAUCCCAGUCAACUGAAACCACUGUUACUUCAGGCAUCUCAGCAUCCAAAACAGGUAUCACAUCAGAUAUAUCUGAUUCUAGUCCCGUCACUAUAUUGAGUUCCUUAACAAGCAGAGUGACUCCAUCCAGUGGUGCCGAUGCUGGUGACGGGACCAGAACGGUCACCACGAGCGGGUCUACCUACACCGAGGUUGUGUCGCACAUCACUACUACGAACUCCAAGGGUGAUGUUGUGACGCAGUUGACUACGAGCAGAGUGACUCCAUCCAGCGAUUCCGGUGACAGGACCAGAACGGUCACCACGAGCGGGUCUACCUACACCGAGGUUGUGUCGCACAUCACGACGACGAACUCCAAGGGUGAUGUUGUGACGCAGUUGACUACGAGCAGAGUGACUCCUUCCAGCGCUUCCGGUGACGGGACCAGAACGGUCACCACGAGCGGGUCUACCUACACUGAGGUUGUGUCGCACAUCACGACGACGAACUCCAAGGGUGAUGUUGUGACGCAGUUGACUACGAGCAGAGUGACUCCAUCCAAUGGUGCCGAUGCUGGUGACAGGACCAGAACGGUCACCACGAGCGGGUCUACCUACACCGAGGUUGUGUCGCACAUCACGACGACGAACUCCAAGGGUGACGUUGUGACGCAGUUGACGACGAGCACGUUGACGCCUUCGAGCGGUGCUUCGAGCGCACAGAGUAGGGAAGACGCCGGGGACCGCACGAGAACCGUGACGACCGGCAGCCACACGUACACUGAGGUGAUCUCGCACGUCACGACGACGAACUCCAAGGGCGAGGUGAUCACGCAGUUGACGACGAGCACGUUGACGCCUUCGAGCGGUGCUUCGAGCGCACAGAGUAGGGAAGACGCCGGGGACCGCACGAGAACCGUGACGACCGGCAGCCACACGUACACUGAGGUAAUCUCUCACGUUACGACAACUAACUCCAAGGGAGAGGUGGUGACGCAAACUAAGACUAGAGUAUUGGAUUCUACAGCGGUAUUGAAUACAGCAACAGAAAGUGGCACUUUGACCAAGCCAAUUGUGUCAAGCACUGCCACUGGUGCCGCUAGCGGUUCCGCCAGGAACAGCGGAGCUGUGUCGCUAACGGGCACAGCCGGUGCGGUAUCGUCAAAUGGAGGUUCAACGGCAUCUCAGUCAUUUGGUGCUACAACCGCUUCUCUAGGGGCAGUUUCGACUGCUGGUAGCAGUGGACAAAACGCUUUCCAGGUGCGUAAUCACGUAGUGGCCUGCUUGCUGGCGCUGUUUGUCUUCUGGAUUUGA